GGGGGCUCUUCUAUGUGGGAGCUGGACUGGAAGGCAAGAGACUGCUACUCUCCAGCCAGUAGCCAGCAGCCAUAUUUGACCAUGUGGCUGGGCCUGGAUGGAUGCAGGAAGCCUGAAGCGUGAGGUAUCCUUAGAACCCUUUUGUAACUUACUAAGCUUAGAUGUGUCUGCUCUGCUUAAACAUCUGGUCCUGGAGGGAGGCAACACUGUGACCGUGGGUUCCCAGAAAUCAGCUGCUGGCGAUUCAAGCAAGGAAAAUCUGAAAAAGAGAGUCUUUGUGAAGGAAUCAGAUGCCUUUAACUUUUUCAAGAAGAGAGGCAAAAGAGCUACGAAAUCCAGGGAUGAGCUCAAUGUGGAGACCCGUCAGAUGCUGGCUGCUGAUGAACAAAGGAGGGAAUACUACGAGGAGCAGAGGAAUGAGUUUGAGAAUUUUGUUGAGGAGGAACGUGAUGAGCAGGAUGAGAGAAGCCGAGAACAAAUUGAGCAGUGGCGUGAGUACCACUACGAUGGCCUCUACCCACCAUAUUUGUAUAAUCGCCACAUUGUCUAAAGCCAGCUGGAAGAAGGGACUGCACGCAGCAAGAACGGGAAUUGUGGGCUGAUCAUGCCCCUUGGCAAGGACCAUCUCCAAGGCAAAGUUAUUUGUGCCAUGGCUUCCUUACUGAUACUUCUCUGUUGAAUCUGUUGGCAUGGACUGUGCUCCUAGGCUGCUUUGCUUUGUAUUUGAGGUGCCUGCGGAUAGAACCUGGACUUUGAUGCGUACAGCAAACAAAGCAAAAAGGAUAAGACCUGUAUAUAUCUGUGCAGUUUGAUUUAGAGUAAGCUUUUAUUUAAAAUAAUCGUUACAUUUGGAGGGACAACAAAGCUGGUUAGUGGAAGUAAUUGGAGUAUCUGGAGCUUUUUAAAAUUAGAAGGCAAAGAUAUUGUCUUAAUGUUGCAUUUGUUUAAUAAAGGUAUUUUAGCCUAUUGCAA
This is a messenger RNA of Heteronotia binoei (common prickly gecko), 972 nucleotides long. RefSeq names its product upper zone of growth plate and cartilage matrix associated (gene UCMA). The record is from RefSeq and is a predicted model, not a curated record. Gene Ontology annotation, cellular component: extracellular matrix. The transcript is spliced from 5 exons. Bases 98 to 550 code for a protein of 150 amino acids. Lineage: Eukaryota; Metazoa; Chordata; Lepidosauria; Squamata; Gekkonidae. Gene Ontology annotation, biological process: regulation of osteoblast differentiation; embryonic skeletal system development.